GUCAAGCGGAUACCGUUCCCCUACUCAACACCAGAACAAUUCGAGGCUGCGGUUGAGCAGCCAGUGAGUCGUGAGUGGACCACUGAAUCGACCCAUAGGGAAUUGACCAAGCCGAAAGUCGUGCUGAAGGCUGGGCGUGUAAUAAAACCGAUUGACAAAAGCUGUGCCAUCCUGCGUGAAAAGGAUCUUCUCCGACUCAAAACUGGCAAGAAGAACGUCUAA
Dibothriocephalus latus is the source of this 222-nucleotide messenger RNA. The record is from the annotation of a GenBank genome assembly. Lineage: Eukaryota; Metazoa; Platyhelminthes; Cestoda; Diphyllobothriidea; Diphyllobothriidae.